GAAGACAGUCCUUUUAUUUUAACCCAACAGCCUUGGGCCUUGGCUGUUUUUUCUGUAUCUCUUAACCCCUUGUGUGGGUAUUUUAGUGUUGAUCAUGCUCAAACAUAGUUUAUAUUAUAUCCAAAGUGUACAAAAUUUAGCCUCCAAGUGAUAUUCUAUGCAAUGAACUUUACUUUUUAAAAAUAGGUUCAAAGAGUAUGAAUGAGAUUUUUACCGUUAAAUUAUAGGAAACAUUUCAAUACUUGCCAUUUAUUUAUUUGCAUAUAAUACUAGAAUGCAUAUUGAUUUUGUAAAAAAUGAUUAUCCUAAUGUAUGCCAUUUGGGAUUACCUGUGGCUCUGCCAUCCUCCAUUAUCAGAGAUAAGUGAAAACUGGCUACACCUUUUUUUUUUUUUUUUUGAGACGGAGUCUUGCUCUGUCGCCCAGUCUGUAGCGUAGUCGUGCAAACUUGUUGCACUGCAGCCUCCGCUUCCAAGCAAUCCCCCUGCCUCAGCCUCCAACUAGCUGGGAUUACAGGCAUACGCCAUCACAGCCAGCUAAUUUUUGUGUUUUUAGUAGAGAUGGGGUUUCACCAUGUUGGCCAGGCUGAUCUCGAACUUCUGACCUCAGGUGAUCCACCCGCCUUGGCCUCCCAAAGUGCUAGGAUUCCAGGUGUGAGCUACUGCACCUGGCCUUGGCUACACUUUUUAGAUUUCUUUCCCAGCCGUUACUUCAGUUUUUUGGAAACUUAGAACUUGGUGGUCAUUUGUGCUUCUCUAAGUGUAUUCUUUUGAGAUGAAAUUUGUGUAAUAUAAAAUUAGCCAUUUAAAAGCAAACAAUUCAGUGACUGUUGGUACAUUCACAAUGUUGAGCAACUUCUACUUCUAGUUCCAAAAUGUUUUUAUCAUCCCUAAAGGAAACCCCAUACCCAUGAAGCAGUUUUGCUUCAGUCUCCGCACCCCCUCCUCUGACAACCACCAUUUCAUCUCAAUGGGUCUACCUAUACUGGACAUUUCAUAUAAAUGGAAUCAUACAAUGUGUGACCUUUUGUGUCUGGUUUCUUUCACUAAAUGUAAUGUUUUUGAGUUUCAUUUAUGUUGUAGAAUGUGUCAGAACUGUAUUCCCUUUUAUGAUUGGAUAAUAUUUCAUUGUGUGUAUAUACCCCAGUUUACCCAUUUAUCACUUGAUGGACAUUUGGGUUGUUUUAAUCUCUAGGCUGUUGUCAGUAGUGCUGCUGUGAACAUGUAUGUACAUGUAUUUGUUUGAAUACCAGUUUUCAGUUCUUCGGGUGUACACUAGGAGCAGAAUUACUGGGUCAUAUGGUAACCCUAUGUUUAACUUUUUGAGGAACUGCCAAACUGUUUUUCACAGUGACUGAAUCAUUUUACAUUCCCAGUGUAUGAGAGUUUCACUUUCUUUGCAUUUUCUCUAACAUCUAGGUGUUUUCUUGACAGUAAGAUGAGCAGGAUUAUCUUACAUAUAAUAUAUAAUUGAGGAAAUACGUAAAAUAUUUUGUGAACAAAGAGCCGAUAACCAGGUGCUACUGUCUGGGAUGAUAUGGUUCAAAUCCUUAUUUUUCAGUUAUGGGAAUAGUUGUCAGAGGCUGUGACUUACCUAAGCUGUAAGAAACAAAAUAAGCAAUAAAACCUAAGGUGUUCUUACCACCACUUAGAGCUUACCUCAAAGAUCCUCCAGGAUGGACAUCAUAACUUUGCGAGAAGCAGUUACUGGUACAGAAAAUAAAAAACAGCCAUUUGUGAGACAUACAGGACCACACUGUCUUUGAGAGCAAGGUACUGUUUCCUGUGACCUUUAGUACACUCAGUAGUAAGCAAUAAUUAGUCCUAAAUGGAGCACUGCUCUGGACCUGCCUAACAAUUCAUAAAGGGCUAACACUACCUGAUUUGAUGAUUUACUGUAAGGCUACAGUAACACAACAGCCUGGUAUUGGCAUAGGGGUGGACAAAUUGAUCGGUGGAAGAAAAUAGUAUAUCCAUACUUAAGUGGUCAUCUGAUUUUUGACAAAGGUGCAAAGGUAAUUCAAAGGAGAAAGGGUGGUCUUUUCAACCAGAGGUACUAUAAAACAAUUGGAUAGUCAUACACACAAAAAAAAGCCAAAAAAUUUUGAUUCAUACCUUGCACUAUGAACAAAAAUUAACUCAAACUGGCUGGGCAUGGUGACUCAUGCCUAUAAUCCCAGCACUUUGGGAGGCUGAGGCAGGAAGAGACCAGUCUGGGCAACAUAGUGAGACUUUGUCUCUAUUACAUAAAAAUAUAUAUAUAAAACCUAAACAAUAAAACUUCUAGAAGAAAACAAGAGAAAAUCUUUGUGACCUUGGGAUAGAUUUCUUAGGUGUUACGCUAGAAGAACAAACUGAUAUGUUGGACUUCAAAAUUUAAAACUGCUGUUCUUUAGUAAACACUGUUAAAAGAAUGAGAUGACAGAUCACAGGCUGGGAGGAAAUGUUUAUAAAGCAUAUAUUUGAUGAAAGAUUUGUAUUCAGAUUACAUAAAGAACUCUCAGGACUCAAUAAUAGCCUUUCCUUUUGGUGGUGCACAGCAGCAAUAUGGUGGUGAAAAUUUCUAAGAAGAGGAAGUUUGAUAGCAUCUUCAGAAAUAAACUGAGCGAAUUCUUCACUCAGAAGCUUGCAGAAGGUGACUACUCUGGAGCUGAGGUCCAAGUUAUGCCAACCAGGAUAGAAAUCACUACCUUAGCCUCCAGGAUGCAGAGUGUUCUUGGUGAAAAGAACCACCGGAUCUAUGAAUUGGCUGAGAUAGUUCAGAAGAGGUUUGGCUUCCUUGAGGGCAGGGAAAGCUUUAUGCUGAAAAGGUGGCCUAAAAUAAUUCUCUAUGCCAUUGCCCAGACAGAGUCUGUGCUGUAAACUACUAUUAGGGUUUGCUGUGAGGAGAGCCUUCUGUAGUGUGCUGUGGUUCAUUAUGGAGAGUGGGGCAAGAGCUACGAGGUCAUGGUGUCAGCGAAACUCUAAGGACAGAGAACUGAAUUCAUGAACUUUUGUGUGUGAUCUGAUGAUCCACAGCAGAGACCUUGUUAACUACUGCAUUGAUACUGCCAUCCACCAUGUGCUGCUAAGACAGGGUGUGCUGGGCAUCAAAGUGAAGCUCAUGCGUCCUGGGCCCAAGUGGUAAGAUUGGCCUUAAGAAUCCCCUGCCUGACCACGUGAGCACUGUAGACCCUAAAGAUGAGAUACUAUUCGCCAUGCCCAUCUCAGGACAGAUGGUUAGGAAGCCAUGCUCUACCCAGCCCCAACUGUGUAAUAGGGUCUCCUUGGCAGCUGGAUCUGGAGUCUGGAUGUUGCCUUGUAAAGACCUUUAAUAAAAUCUUUUAAGACAACAAAACACAACAACAAAAGCCCUUAAUAAUACAACAAACAACCCAAUUAAAAAUUGGGCAAAAGAUUUGAAUAGAUGUUUUAUCAGAGAUGAUAUACAGAUGACAAAUAAGCACAUGAAAAAAAUACUCAAUAUCAUUAAUUAUUAGGGAAAUUCAAUUAAAACCAUGAUGAGAUACCACUGCAAAUCUAUUAGAAUGGCUGAAAUAUAAAAGACUGGUCAUACCAAAUGUUGGUGAGGAUGUGGAGGAACUAUUGACGAGAAUGUUAAAUGGAGCCACCAUUUUGGAAAACAGCUUGGCUGUUCCUUAAAAAGGUAAAAGUGAUGGUUGACUCAGGAGACCGGAAGCGAGCCAUCAGUUCUGUGUGCACCUACAUUGUUUAUCAGUGUAGUCGGCCAGCUCCUUUACACUCCAGGGAUCUGCACUCCAUGAUAGUGGCAGCUUUUCAGUGUCUCUGUGUCUGGCUGACAGAGCACCCUGAUAUGCUUGAUGAAAAGGACUGCCUUAAGGAAGUACUGGAGAUUGUGGAACUGGGUAUCUCAGGAAGUAAGUCCAAGAACAAUGAGCAAGAGGUCAAGUACAAAGGAGAUAAGGAGCCAAACCCUGCAUCUAUGAGGGUAAAGGAUGCUGCUGAAGCCACCCUAACAUGCAUUAUGCAGUUGCUCGGCGCAUUUCCUUCACCUAGUGGUCCUGCCUCUCCUUGUAGUCUUGUGAAUGAGACCACUUUGAUUAAAUACUCCAGGCUGCCAACCAUAAACAAGCAUAGUUUCCGGUACUUUGUCUUGGAUAACAGUGUCAUCCUGGCAAUGCUGGAACAACCUCUUGGAAAUGAGCAGAAUGAUUUUUUCCCCUCUGUCACUGUGCUGGUCCGGGGAAUGUCUGGAAGACUUGCUUGGGCACAACAGCUUUGUCUUUUACCCAGAGGAGCAAAAGCAAAUCAGAAGCUUUUUGUACCUGAACCUCGCCCAGUUCCUAAAAAUGACGUUGGAUUUAAAUAUUCUGUGAAACAUCGGCCAUUUCCUGAAGAGGUGGACAAGAUUCCUUUUGUGAAAGCAGAUCUCAGCAUUCCAGAUUUGCAUGAAAUAGUCACUGAAGAAUUAGAAGAGAGACACGAAAAAUUAAGGAGUGGCAUGGCCCAGCAGAUUGCUUAUGAAAUACACCUUGAGCAACAGAGUGAGGAGGAAUUGCAGAAGAGAAGUUUUCCUGACCCAGUUACGGAUUGCAAGCCCCCGCCUCCUGCCCAGGAAUUCCAAACAGCCCGCCUUUUUCUCUCACACUUUGGAUUUUUGUCCUUAGAAGCACUGAAGGAACCUGCAAAUAGUCGUCUACCUCCUCACCUUAUUGCACUUGAUUCCACGAUACCUGGAUUUUUUGAUGACAUUGGGUAUCUGGAUCUCUUGCCAUGUCGUCCUUUUGACACAGUUUUUAUUUUCUAUAUGAAGCCAGGUCAGAAAACGAACCAAGAGAUUUUAAAGAAUGUGGAGUCUUCCAGAACUGUUCAGCCACAUUUCCUAGAAUUUUUGCUUUCCCUUGGCUGGUCAGUAGAUGUGGGCAGACACCCUGGUUGGACUGGGCAUGUUUCUACCAGUUGGUCUAUUAAUUGUUGUGAUGAUGGUGAAGGAUCUCAACAAGAAGAAGUGAUUUCCUCUGAAGAUAUUGGAGCUAGCAUUUUCAAUGGACAGAAGAAGGUGCUGUAUUAUGCUGAUGCCCUUACAGAAAUUGCUUUUGUGGUUCCUUCUCCUGUGGAGUCCUUAACUGAUUCAUUGGAAAGUAACAUCUCGGACCAAGAUAGUGAUUCAAAUAUGGAUCUUAUGCCAGGAAUUCUGAAACAGCCAUCCCUGACACUUGAGCUUUUCCCCAAUCAUACAGACAAUCUUAAUUCCUCACAGAGGCUCAGUCCCAGUUCCAGAAUGAGGAAGCUGCCUCAGGGUCGCCCUGUUCCUCCCCUUGGACCUGAGACAAGAGUUUCUGUAGUCUGGGUGGAACGCUAUGAUGAUAUAGAAAACUUUCCCCUCUCAGAGCUGAUGACAGAGAUCAGUACUGGUGUGGAAACUACUGCAAAUAGUAGCACUUCACUGAGAUCUACAACUCUUGAAAAAGAAGUUCCUGUCAUCUUCAUCCACCCUUUAAACACUGGAUUAUUCCGGAUAAAAAUUCAAGGAGCCACUGGAAAAUUUAAUAUGGUCAUCCCUCUUGUGGAUGGGAUGAUUGUCAGCAGGCGAGCUCUUGGCUUUCUGGUGAGGCAGACUGUAAUUAACAUUUGUAGAAGAAAGAGACUGGAAAGUGACUCCUACAGUCCCCCCCAUGUCCGCCGGAAACAGAAAAUCACCGACAUUGUCAACAAGUACCGGAACAAGCAGCUGGAGCCAGAGUUUUAUACUUCACUUUUCCAGGAGGUUGGACUCAAGAACUGCAGUUCUUAGACCACUGAAUUUCUAAGACUGUUGAACUCCAGUUUGGGAACUAUAACACAGCAGAACAGUUUGAUAGGUGAUCACUGUAAAAAUAAAAACAAAUCACUCCCAAGAGCUUACUGUUUAAUCACCAGAAUAGAAGAAACACAUUAUAACCCAUUUGAUAGAAGACUUUGGGCUAUCUAGUGAAAUGGGCUCCCAGACACAAUCACACUCCUGCUGAUAAUGAUGAUAUACAUUUUAGCCAUAAACUUUCUUUUAAAAGUGACAAUUUUAGUUAAACAUAAGCCUUUUGAGGAGAAAGGCUUUUAUGCAUCUCAGUUAAACACGUGCAUUGGUAGUAUCAACAAAUUUGCAAUAUAGAAGUUGAAGAUAGUUUUUUACCUCACUUUUUAGGAGGUUGUAUUCAAAAUUAAAAUCUCAGAAUCUUACAGGACAUUUAAAGACUCAUGUUGAUAGCAUGGAGGAGAAGGAAAGAAGUCACAGCCUUCUACUCAGUUGUAGGUCUUCUUGUCAUCCAGCUGUCACACUGACAAAAAGAAAAGAUGAUACAUGUUUUUUGCUCAGAUAAGAAGCCUGACAUUAAAAGAUGUCAUAUUUUUUUCUCCACAUUUCAAAAAGUUGUCCUUCUCAUCACUGCACAGAUCUGUCUGAAAGCCUCAGUUUCUGAGUGACCCAGGAACAGAUCAGAAAUGGAGCAUGGCCUUGUCCUUUAAUGGGGAUGCAAAUAAAGUUUGUGGGGUUAAAAGUUAUAAGACAGCAGUGAUACCCCACUCUCUCCAUUAUUGUCCAGCGGGGUGACAUAAUGACAGGUUAAAUAUUUGUGAUUCAUUGAUUAAAUAUUAUUUAAAGAAAUGUAAAUUCACAAUAAGGGUUGAAAAUUAUUUGGUUUCAUCCAUUGUCUCUUAUUUCAGGACCAAGCAGCAAACUGCAGUAGUUUGUGAAGGAUUCUAAUAUGGGGUUCAGGAAUAGCCUCUCAACGCUACUAAUUCAGAUCUCUCCCAGAGAACUACUGGAUUUCCUCAUAAUUGACAAACAUGAGUGACCACCUCUUUGGGUGGCUACUGUUAGAAAUGGCUGUUGUCAUGUUUUCUGGACUUUGCCAGCCAACAGAUCCCUGCCAGGUUUUGGAAAUACUUCUAUUACCUCGCUGCUACUUUUCUGCAGGGAUAAAACUUUUGAGGUGGCCAGACCCAGAACAUCCAAGGAUUCCUGUUACAGUGCUACAGUAUACACUGCUCAUUUAUCCUAUUCUCAUGUGCUUUCUUCUUUAGUAAGAUUAUUUUAAGAAAAUAAGUGAUAUUUAAAGUCCAAAGAGGAAUGAUCACAGUUGUAUAAGGGGUGUUUUCCCACUUGAACUCUGAUGUCAGUCGACUGUGGGUCAGAGCUACAACCAUCUGUUUGGUUUGAUGUUUUGGUGGUUUACUUACGGAGUGGGGAUAGUGUGAGACCUAAUUCCCUGUGCAAAUGUCUCUUAUUCCAGAAAUGUGCAUUUUGUCAUCUAUAAGCAAGAAAUAUGGGCAUAGCAGCUCUUGGUUUAAAGUUUGCCAUAACCUGUUCAUGUUUGUUUUAAGCUCAGGUAAAGAUAACCUCCUCUUUCUAUGACUCCAGUUUCCAUUCAGGUUAUAGUAUUAUUCAAUAGUUGAUUUUCUUUUUAAGCUGGGCAAUAAAUUGAUGUUUCCAGAUGGUAACAUGGGAGAGGGCAUAUAGGAUAAAGAUGAGCAAAUUCUACCCUAAAAAUGUUCUAGUAGUUCACAGGAAGAAGAUGAGGUUUAAUAACUUUCAAGGUAAUUCUAGAUUGACAUUUUGAGGGGAAAAUGGGCUCUUGUUCUAGUUGAAGUGAGCAGAGAAGGCUAUAAAUUAAUAUGUAACUUACAGCAUUCCAGAGGUUAAAAAUAACUGAUGCAGAUGUACUUCUUCAGUGUGAUUCUUCAGAUCAAACUUUUACUUUUGGCAUAGUUAAUUUCAGAAAAAUGUGCUGUAUGUGUGUGUGUAUGAGGGUUGGUCUUGCUGAUCCUUCAGUUAGCUCUAAAUUCUGGCAACUCCUUGUAAUUCCAAUGUAUUUGAUACAUGAACAAUCAUGUUGAAUGCAUUUGUGAUCUGGGAGACUUCCUCGUCUUCCAGGGAAGGAAGGAUGUGCAGCCCCUGAAGGCAUGAAACUCCCAGUGUGUACGGAGCCAGUGGAAUAUGGGAUACCCAUACCUUACCAGGCGCUGGUUCCUUCUGCUCACAAUAACAUCUGCCCAAAGAGGGAGUGGGAAGAACGCUUAGCUCUUUCACUAGUAUGGAUUUGAGUUCAUGGUCACUAUUUUUACCCACCUGCCUUUGUUAAAAAUCACUUUGAGUAGAAUAGCACUGGAGGAACAUAUUUAGCACCUAAUAUUAAUAUUUAGUAGUCCAUUGAUAAAUUUGCCAGCAUAUGUUCUAGCCUCUGGGGGGAAACCAGGACCACUUUUGUCUGUGGCUUAAACAGUUCAGUUGCUAUAUCUGUUGGGUAUGCCGGGGGUGGAUGAGUGUGGCAUUCCGUGAAGAGGAAGGUGGUAAGUAAGGUUUCCCUUCUACUGCCUUCUUAAGUUGCAGGAGGGAGCUUUUCUCCUCCCCUCUGGUUGGGAGCACUGAGGACAGUGAGGAGGGCUUUUACCUUGUUAAUCCUUUCCUUAUUUAGCUAGCUUUCCUUUUUGUCUAGGGCUUCCUCUUGAGACCCUCUUCCAUCCAUUGGGCCUUUGAAAGGACUAAUCAGACACACACACACACACACACACACACACACACACUCGCAUACUCAUGCACAUUUUCCUUCAUUUCCAGAUCCUUUAUUUCAGAGCAGCCCAUUUUCCUCUGGAUUCAUUGAUGAAUACAAGUACCCACACCUUUGGCCAGUAAUGUCAGUUACCUGCUGCAGGUUCUGUGUAUGAGGCCUUCAUGAACGGUUACCUUCUCCAUACACUAGGGAAGCAUUUGUCAGACUCUGCAGACUGGGUUCUAGAGAGGCAGAGUCUUUAAGAGUAUUCAUUUCUUCUGGAAGGUGGAGCUUUACCCAAAGUGGAAGUUAGCCUUGCUCAAAGAUGUGUUUUGUGGUAGGUGGUAAAAAUAAAUAAAUAAAUAAAUAAUAAAAAAAGAAACAUGUAUUGGAGGUAAUUUGACACUGCUGCUGGCAGUAGUUCUCUAUUCACCAUUUUAAAGCCCAUUCAGGUUCUCUCUUCCUGAAAAGAACUGAUUGCUGUGUUUACAUGAAAUGACAUUGGAGUCAGAUGGUCUGUUUUAAAGAUUUCCAUGACAGCCUCUUUUCCUGAGUUGGAGAGAUUGGAGGUGGUCUAUCCGUACGAUGUGGAAUCAAACGGUGGGUUUCUUAGUAGCUAAAGAAGCCAUGUACUUCUAGUGUGUUUCUCAGAAUAUCAACUCAUGUUCUUCAGAUGCUUUUCUUUUUUUAAUGGUGAGGGAAAAGGUAUAAUUUGGGAUUCCACAGUGCCUUGCAUAUAGUAGGCGCCCAGUAAAUACUUGUUGAAGCAAACCAAGUUUCCCAAGUCCUCAUCUCUUAUAGUGACCAAGACAUCUUUCUCCUCUGAAGGGCUUGGCAGUUGUGGCUAAAAAAUAAGCAGUAUCAUUAUUUGCUUGAAAUCAUAUAUACAGUUUGUAUGAAUUUCAGUAUGUUGCCAAGACAUGAUUUUUUCUUAUUGUAUUUUCUGUAAAUAUUUCUGGCACUGAACUGUAAAGUAAAGGCAAAGUGUAAAUAUGAAGGCGUGCCCGUGCCCCUUGCCUCCUGUGUUUCAUCUUCGUCGGUUAGGGAAGAAGGUCCAGAGGUUUGUUUGUAUUUAUGCCGAUCCUUUGUCCAGAAGAAGCCCAUGGAAUAUUGAAUGUAAUACAUUUAGUCAAUUAAAUUUUAAGGAGAUUCUUAUCUAA
Homo sapiens (human) is the source of this 9644-nucleotide messenger RNA. RefSeq names its product Ral GTPase activating protein non-catalytic subunit beta (gene RALGAPB). Gene Ontology annotation, biological process: regulation of small GTPase mediated signal transduction. The transcript has 15 exons. Gene Ontology annotation, molecular function: GTPase activator activity. The record is from RefSeq and is a predicted model, not a curated record. Lineage: Eukaryota; Metazoa; Chordata; Mammalia; Primates; Hominidae. The coding region runs from base 3600 to 5753 and encodes 717 amino acids.